Molecule: messenger RNA, 4018 nt
Organism: Petromyzon marinus (sea lamprey)
Lineage: Eukaryota; Metazoa; Chordata; Hyperoartia; Petromyzontiformes; Petromyzontidae
Product: oxysterol-binding protein-related protein 6-like
Cellular component (GO): nuclear membrane; cytosol; perinuclear endoplasmic reticulum
Molecular function (GO): cholesterol binding
Source: RefSeq, a predicted model, not a curated record
GUAAAACAAUCCCCAUAGCCGACACGAUUCAGGUGUAAGUGUAAUUGUACGUGCUUUAGAUAUUUUAUCAAGCAUGUGCUGUACUUGUGAUUGUUUUAACUCAUCUGAACCAUACAACAAAUUGUGACUCUGCGUCAAUGUCAGCUGAACAACCCUGCAUCACUAAAUGUUAUCGAUUUGGCCUUUGGAACCGUGCUACGUAAUUUUUUGACCUCUGCUACCUAAGACUUCAUUUCAUGGAUCUGGAUUUAUAUUACUGUACAAUAAUGAGAUGGUGUAGUGGGGUUUUUUUUCCUCACAAAACCAUGGGCAAAAAAAAAAACACAAUGCUGCACUCUGCCUCACGAAACAACACGGAACAAAAUAAAAAGGGGCAUUUACGUUGUACAGUACAUUACGCGGGCAAUCCUCCUUUAUACGUCCCGCCUUUCGCAUGUAUGCAACAAGUUUAACCAGUACCUGGGGCGGGCAACAUACGCUCAAAUUAUAAUUCACAAACCAUUGAUUUGUAACCUUGAUAAGGCCAAAACAGAAUCGCUUCGAGAGAGAAACCCUCCCCACAAGCGGCUGACACGGCCACGUGUUGAUGCUGCGGGUGGGUUGGGGUGGCGCUGUGAUUCAUGUCGGCAGCCUUCAGAAGCCCGGCUUUGAUGGCUGGCUAACAAGGAACCGUGGUGCCGUGCACGCUGUUCAACCACACAGAGGUUAUUUCUGAAGGAAAUUUACACAUCUGUGACCUUAGUAAGCAAUCUGAGAGAACAUCUGGCAGAACCCACUCACGGAAGAGCCAACAGAAAGGGUGAUUUACAUGGUCAAAACCACUCAUCAAUAAAUAUAUGCUGGAAGAGCAGGGCAAUGUUAUUUUAUUCCUCCCUUGGGUUUGACAUUUGCAUUAAGAGACCAUCCCCCAUGACAAAGUGAUCCCGCAUGAAGCAAGACUAGGGCGCAUUUAAUUCUUAUGAGAGAGGGGAUCCGGCCUAAUACAGUGCGAGCGGUGACAUCAUCAUUCAACAUGUUCUCCAUCGGCCUGUGAAGCCAACAAACAAAAGCUCAAGGUUGUGCUCAAAGGGCCAGUUUCACGGAAGGGCCGGACCUUCUUUGGGACUAAAGUCGUCAUCGUGAUUUCGAGAUAGAAAAGAAGACUCCCUCCUUGGACAUGAGUAAAAGUGCAAGCAGUGAAAGCCGAGGGUCAGCUGGGUCGCAGCCCCCAGCGCAAGGCAAGAGCAGCUCCUCGCAGAGAGACAGUCAGCAGGACGAUGGAGAAGUGUGGGAAGUUGUGGAUGGAAUGAGUGAGUGCCAGGGCAGUUUGACACCACCAGUUCGGAAGGAAGGUUGCCUGCACAAGAAACGCAAAUGGCCCCUGAAGGGCUGGCACCAGCGUUUCUUCACUUUGGAUAACGGGAUCCUGAAGUAUGCAAAGACACCCAUAGAUGUACAGCGGGGCAGGCUGCAUGGCUCCAUGGACCUUGGUUUGUCUGUCAUGUCCAUCAAGCGAAAGGCCGGCUGCAUUGAUUUGGAUAAUGAGGAGAGCAUUUACCACCUCAAGACAAAGUCCAAGGAGCACUUUGAGCAAUGGGUGUCGAGUCUGCGCCACCACCGGCAGCACCGGCAGUUCAGCAUCUCCAUGGCCCCCUCGGUUGACGGAGACACCCCUGUAUGUGCCGUGGCUGGACAGCGUCGGCAGAGCAGCCUGCAUCGACAGGCCUCCCUGGGGCCUCAAGCACGCCUUGCUGCUGGGUGGUACCACGACUCCCAGGACAUGGAGAAAUGUGACCGAGACCUCUUGCAUUGUCAAAGUGGGCUCGGCAACAUGGAGCAAAUGCUGCACAGCCUCGAGAGUCUACACAAGUCACAGUCGGCCACCUCCUUCAGCGACAUCCAGGCGGCAUGCCUCGAGAACGGCAAGAAAGAGAAGCGUGUGAGCCGGCGGUGGAGAGCCAAGUCCUCCCUCAAAGAUAACAAACCGCUGCUGCAGGUUCCCAACAGCAUGCCCACAUCUCCGCUGCGAUCCCACGCCUCCAACCCAAACCUGGCAUCUGCGGGUUCAGACGCGGUCCUGGCCAACUACUCCACCAGCCUGUCAGACGGACUCAACAUUUCACCCGAGCAUGGGAGGCUUUGCCAGGACUUUUACUCCCUGGCACAGCGAGUGCACACGAGUCUGUGCGCAGUGUACAUGGCACUCAGCUCCGAGCGGGAGAAGGGGAAGAAGCUGGAGCAGGAGUCACUGGGAGCAGGCGCCGCUGUACACUUGAUGACUCUGCGCAAGUCUCUCUCGCAGGCGGUAGCACUCAAUGUGGAGCUGACGAACCGGUUGAGCAGAAUUCACAUCGAGUCCAACCUGAGUGAGCUCAUAGCAGCUCCCGCUGGUGCAGAAUUAGCGACCGAGCGGCCGAUGCUCGGGCGACCUCUCCUGGCCCAGCUGUCUGAGAGUCAGCUCUCCGUGUCAGAGGGCGAAUUCUAUGAUGCCCAGGAGGUGCUGCGAUCCUCAAGCUCAUCAGAGGCUACGGACGAUGACGAUUCGAGCAUAAGUGAUGACGUCAGCGACACGAUCUCGGAGGACACAGGCAGCCGAGCCAGCUUCAAGUCUCAGCAGAGCAACGCUCCGAGCAAUCCAGAGACAUUUGAUGGCAACCGCGAGUUUCAGACAGGACGCCGCAUGCACCUGCCCGCCCCCGCGGCUGACACCAGCAGCAUUGGCCUCUGGGACAUCCUGCGCAAGAACAUUGGCAAGGACCUCUCCAAAGUGGCCAUGCCCGUAGAGCUCAACGAGCCAUUAAAUGUGCUGCAGAGGCUGUGCGAGGAGAUGGAAUACAGCGAUCUACUGGACCGCGCUGCAGAUACUGACGACCCAGCCCAGCGCAUGGUGUUGGUGGCAACCUUUGCCGUGUCCACCUAUGCCUCCACCAUCUCCCGCGCUGGAGGAAAACCGUUCAACCCUGUGCUCGGCGAGACAUACGAGUGCAUUAGAGAGGACCGCGGCUUCCGCUUCAUCGCAGAGCAGGUCAGCCACCACCCUCCAAUUUCUGUCUGCCAUUGCGAUUCAAAAAAAUUUGUCCUCUGGCAAGAUGUGCGUCUGAAGAACAAGUUCUGGGGAAAGUCGAUGGAAAUUAUCCCUGUGGGCACAGUGAAUGUCAAGUUGCUCAAGUAUGGAGAUGAAUACGAGUGGAACAAAGUGACCUCCUGCAUCCACAACAUUAUGGGAGGCCAGCGCUGGAUCGAGCACUACGGAGAAGUUAUCAUCAAGAACAAGAAGAGCAAUGUGUGCCAGUGCAAGAUCAACUUCAUCAAGGCAAGUUACUGGAGCUCGGAGGCAAACCAGGUUCAAGGCACCGUGAUGGAUCAAAACGGCCGUGUGCUGCACCGCCUCUUUGGCAAAUGGAACGAGGGGAUGUACUGUGGUGCUCAGCGCUCAGCACGCUGCAUCUGGAGGCCAGGCUCCCUGCCCCAGGAUCACGAGCUCUACUACGGAUUCACGCGUUUCGCCAUCGAACUCAACGAGCUCGACCCUGUGCUGCGGCCACACCUUCCUCCCACGGACACACGUUUCCGACCUGACCAGAGAUUCCUGGAGGAGGGCAAUAUGGAGUCUGCCCAGCGGGAAAAGCUGCGCAUCGAGGAGUUCCAGCGGGAAAAGCGCCGCCUCAUGGAGGACAAGAACAUACUUUACACACCACGCUUCUUCAGAAAAAAUAUUACACAGGACAGCCGGGAGGAAUGGCUGAUGAACAACACGUACUGGGAGCUCAGAAAAGAUCCAGGAUUCAGCAAAAUAGACAAUCCUAUCCUCUGGUGACGCAGCACAAGGAGAACAUAGUGAAGCCUAGGCUUUAUCGAGCUGCAUUUUACUAUGUUAUCCUUGACAUCCAAAGUGCAACUUUACUUCUAGGCAUAUUUUUUGCGAUGGGGGAAUAAAUAUGCAAUUAUCUGGUCCCAAAUAUGCAUGAGUGUGUUACUGAAGAUGGAUGAAAAUAUUUGGUGAUUUUAACAAAGGUCUCAAUAUUCCCUACCCUAAACC